AUGCCAAAAUAUUACUGUGAUUAUUGUGAUGUAUAUUUAACGCACGAUUCAUCAUCGGUGCGAAAAGCUCAUAAUAAUGAAAAAACAGAAUUAGGCCAAGAUAAAGCACAGGCAAUUAUAGACGAAAUUACAAAAGCGUACGAAUGUGUUGGACAAGCCGGAUUUCCACCUCAAUAUGGUUAUAUUCCUGGUAUCAUUCCCGUUGCGCCAAUUGUUAAUCCACCUCCGUAUGCUGCACCUGUUCAUCCUCCUUUAAUGAUGGCCCGUCCACCGGUUGGAACUGGGAAUAUGCCAACUAGUCUUUCACCUCCGGGUGCAUUGCCACCUCCUGGAGGAUCUGCCUCAUUUAAUGCUCCCGGUUUACCACCACAAUUUCCACCAGGACAACCUCCCAGAGGUGUUAAAAGACAGAUGGAAGAAUAA
Molecule: messenger RNA, 423 nt
Organism: Cetraspora pellucida
Lineage: Eukaryota; Fungi; Glomeromycota; Glomeromycetes; Diversisporales; Gigasporaceae
Source: the annotation of a GenBank genome assembly